AGAUAUCUGGGUAAAACAUGGAGUAUGAUUACUUAAUCAAGUUCUUAGCACUGGGUAAUUCUGGAGCCGGGAAGUCAAGUAUUCUUCAUAGAUAUACAGAGAACCAGUUUAACCCCAGUUUCUUCAGUACUGUGGGAAUAGAUUUCAAGGAAAAACAAAUAUCUUGGAGGAGAAGUUUCGAGGAUAAUAGUGGCAGAAGUCAACGAAUCCUUCUUCAACUAUGGGACACAGCAGGUCAAGAAAGGUUUCGCAGCCUCACUACAGCUUUCUACAGAGAUGCUAUGGGGUUUCUUUUAGUUUUUGAUGUAACAACAGAGCAAUCUUUAUUGUCAAUCAGAGAUUGGGUUGAGCAGCUCUCCAUUCACUCUUAUACUUCAACACCUGACAUUGUUCUUUGUGGAAACAAGGUUGACCUGGAUGACUUAAGAGUAGUAACUAGAGAAAAGGCGUUGGAACUAGCUGCUGAACUUGGAGUUGAGUAUAUAGAAACAUCAGCUGCAACCGGAGAGGGGGUUGGCAAAGCUGUACAUAAAUUACUAGACCUUGUUAUGUACAGGAUAGAGACUAAGUGUCAGGAAGAAGUUGUAAAGAUGAAGAGAGGAGACAAGGACAGGAAACCCUGCAUAUGCAGCUGAAAGAACAAACUAUUUUCAAACCAAAAAAAAUUCUUAUUUCAUUUACGACAAUUUUGGUAUUUAAUUUUUCUCCCACUUUCUCUCUUAAAGUAUUUACGUACUAUAAAUGUUUAAUCUUUCAAAACUUUAUUAAGUUGUAUGAGUUUGUUUAUAAAUUAAUUUUGAACAGUUAAAUAUCUCUUGGAAAUGGAAAUGAUCAAAUAAUGCUAGUAAACAUCUCAAUAUUAAAGAAAGGGUUUGCAAAAAACCAAAGGGGGUAUAGGCUUUUGGUGAAAAAUAAUCGCUUUUCAUCACUACUUAUCUUACUUCUAUCUCUUGCGUCUAUAAGAAGAAAAACGACUUAUACUGAAGAACGCUACAAAUUCAGAAAGUUGCAAAUUACAGAAAGUUAUCAAG
Molecule: messenger RNA, 1031 nt
Organism: Eurytemora carolleeae
Lineage: Eukaryota; Metazoa; Arthropoda; Copepoda; Calanoida; Temoridae
Gene: Rab27
Product: ras-related protein Rab-27A
Exons: 10
Coding region: 18-635 (205 amino acids)
Biological process (GO): positive regulation of exocytosis; melanosome transport
Cellular component (GO): melanosome; secretory granule
Molecular function (GO): GTP binding; GTPase activity
Source: RefSeq, a predicted model, not a curated record